Tyto alba (common barn owl) is the source of this 1302-nucleotide messenger RNA. RefSeq names its product keratin-associated protein 10-7-like. The record is from RefSeq and is a predicted model, not a curated record. Bases 1 to 1302 code for a protein of 433 amino acids. NCBI's taxonomy places the organism in Eukaryota, Metazoa, Chordata, Aves, Strigiformes, Tytonidae. The transcript has a single exon.
AUGGCUGCUGAGCCCCCAGUUCGGGCUGAGAUGUACGUGCCCAAGACGUGCAAGGCUGAGAUGAGCGUGGCUGAGAUGGGCAGGAUGGAGACCUGCGUGGCUGAGACACGGAUGGCUGGGACCGGCAUGGCUGAGGUGUGCAUGGCUGUGACAUGGAAACUCAAGAUGUGCACGGCUGCGAUGUGCGUGGCUGAGAUAAGUGUGGCUGAGACGUGCAAGCUCGAGACAUGCACGCCUGGGACGUGCAAGAUGGAAACCUGCACGGCUGAGACGUGCACGGCUGAGAUGUGCAAGAUGGAAACCUGUAUGGUUGAGACUUGCAAGACUGAAACCUGCAUGGCUGAAACGUGCACGGCUGAGACGUGCAUGGCUGAGAUGUGCAAGAUGGAAACCUGCACGGCUGAGACGUGCAUGGCUGAGAUGUGCAAGAUGGAAACCUGUAUGGUUGAGACGUGCAAGAUGGAAACCUGCAUGGCUGAGACAUGCAAGACUGAAACCUGCAUGGCUGAAACGUGCACGGCUGAGACGUGCAUGGCUGAGAUGUGCAAGAUGGAAAACUGCAUGGCUGAGACGUGCAUGGCUGAGAUGUGCAAGAUGGAAACCUGCACGGCUGAGACGUGCAUGGCUGAGAUGUGCAAGCUGGAAACCUGUAUGGCUGAAAUGUGCAUGGCUGAGACGUGGAAGAUGGAAACCUGCAUGGUUGAAACGUGCAAGAUGGAAAUUUGCAUGGCUGAGAUGUGCACGGCUGAGAUGUGCAAGAUGGAAACCUGCAUGGCUGAAACGUGCAUGGCUGAGACAUGCAAGAUGGAAACCUGCACAGCUGAGAUGUGCAAGAUGGAAACCUGCAUGGCUGAAAUGUGCAAGAUGGAAAUCUGCAUGGUUGAGACGUGCAAGAUGGAAACCUGCAUGGCUGAGACGUGCAAGACUGAAACCUGCAUGGCUGAAACGUGCACGGCUGAGACGUGCACGGCUGAGAUGUGCAAGAUGGAAACCUGCACGGCUGAGACGUGCAUGCUCGAGACGUGCACGGCCAGGAUGAGCGUGGCUGAGAGGCACAAGACGGAGCCAUGCGUGCAGCUCGAGUGCUGCAUGCCCGAGCGCUGCACGCCUGAGACACGCCUGCCCGAGCCGUGCAUACCGGUGCCUGACACGUGUGCUCCAGACGUGCCCACCGAGCCGCCUGGCCCCCAGUGCCCCCGCCCUGUGGCACCAGACCCGGCGUGGAGGCACCGCACCGGCACAGGCGACCGCCAUCCAAUCCUCGCUUUAUUCUUCCCCAUCUCGGGUCCUUCUUUACCGUGA